Messenger RNA from Cadophora gregata, 1084 nucleotides. RefSeq lists its product as uncharacterized. The transcript is spliced from 2 exons. Bases 273 to 935 code for a protein of 220 amino acids. Lineage: Eukaryota; Fungi; Ascomycota; Leotiomycetes; Helotiales; Ploettnerulaceae. The record is from RefSeq and is a predicted model, not a curated record.
CUCGCUUAAAACGGAUCGCCUAGUUCGACGCGACGUCAUUAAGGAAUGCUUCGUGGAGAAUGUCGGUACCAAUUUUCAGCUUCCUUCGGCUCGAACUAAGCCUAGCGCACUCUUUAAGUUCGCUCUCUGCCCACCAGUUCUACUCAAACCCACGAACAUAAUUAUUUUUGCAUUCGCUGCAUCAAAUCUGGAGUCUCGACCCGCGAAAAUUUGUUGCCGAAUAGGUUGUUUCUAGGAGAGAAACCCCUUCAAGCCGUACAACACUGGGAAUCAUGUCUCCAUACGAGAUGAAUCCAUUCAGUGUAUUCUACACAGAAUGCAUUUCCAAAUUUCCUCGUCAAAUGUACAACGACGACGGUUCGACAGGAUUCUGGCUUUUCUUGGCCGCAGGAUCGAUGAACCUCAUAGUGAUCCUUUGGUUCGCUUUGACAGUGUAUACCAUUGCUCUGUUUCCAAGAAGAUAUAUGUGGCUACUUCCAGAGUGCGAGAGGAUGCGAGUCUGUCAGGAACUCGUGAAUACAGUACCGGAUAAACGCAAUGAAAAACUCCUGGACAUGUGCUCUCACUGGGCUGGCUCGAAAGACUUCUGCACCGAUGAAUUAUUCGCGCACGUCAAUUCAAAAUUUCAAGUCAUGGAGGAUGCAGGUAUGAUUGGACCGGAUGGUAAUAUUCUGUAUGAAUUGAAUUGGGGAUUUUUGGAGGACGAUAUUCUGAUAGCUGACCUGCUCGAGGGCGGGAGGAAGAGCGCUCGCUUGAGGAAGAAUUUUCUUGUCAAGGAGUUCUGGGAUAUUCUUGGGAGGGCGCCCAGUAUCUUUGUGGCUUGUACCCGGAGAUAUCCUUCCAUAAAGAAGAGCAUCGAGCAGUGGAAGAUGGCGAGGAUUGGGAGGGAGAAUGCAGAUGAGGAGAAAGGAGAGGUGCUGAUAGACGUUGAAUAAUAUUGGCCUGUGGACGCAACUUAGCUACUCGAGGCAGUAAUAAAGUAAAAAGUCACAAGACCGAAUAGGCGUUAUAUUCUGGAUUGCGACUACUCGAUCUAUUAAGAAAGAUGCAAUGGACGUCGCCAUUAAUGAAGGCGGUCUCGGAG